GCAAUAUACGAACCAGCUAAAGAAUCGAGUAACAUCACAACCACCGGCGAAGAAGAAGAAAAAGAAGAAGCAAUGGAUUUCUCUCUCCUUACAGACGCAAUGUCGUCCCAAUCGUACGAGAAGAUCGCUGACAUCUGCGACGAUCUCAUGCUUCAGGCUGCAACCGAGGGCAUUGCCUUUCAAGACGAAUGGCCUUACGCGGUUCAUCUUCUAGGGCAGCUUUACGUCGAUGACAUUAAUAGUGCUCGAUUUCUGUGGAAGUCGAUACCUUCGGCCAUCAAGGAGGGCCGGCCAGAAGUGGUGGCAGCAUGGAAUCUAGGUCAGCGGUUGUGGAUGAGGGACUAUGCUGGCGUGCAUGAGGCUAUCCGCGGAUACGAUUGGAGUCUAGAGGCUAGAGACCUUGUGGCCUCAUUCUCAGAACUUUACACCAAAAAGAUGUUUGAGCUACUGCUGUCUGCUUAUUCGACAAUUAGUGUUCAAGAUACAGCUCUCUUCCUGGGAAUGAAUGAGAAUGAUGCUACAAGCUAUGUGCUCCAACAGGGUUGGGAAGCAGACCCGGCUUCGCAAAUGCUUACUGUGAAGAAACAGCCUGUUGUAACAGAGCAGAAAUUAGAUCCCGGCAAAUUGCAGCGCUUAACUGAAUAUGUCUUCCACCUUGAACAUUAAUCAAAUACUAGAGAAUUCAAAAUGUCUUCAUCUUGUUGGUUCAGCCUUUUUUACUUCCGAUGAUGGAAUGACGGGAUAAAUGCAAUUGAAGAUGUUUGGAUUUUCUUGUGCCCCAAAUGCAGAAAUCGGAUCCUUGAAAUAUUGAACACCUUUAGCCCUACUUAAAUAUAGAGGUAGCAAAAGCCAAAAUAUGUUUUUAAGGAUUCUGUUGGCGAAGAUCAUUGCUGGUUGAAUGCAAUUGCUUGAUUUUAUUUAUUUUAAUUGAAUUUGUGUUAUUUUGUCAUUGUGAACAAUUUUGAUAGGAUGGAGGCAGAGAAGAAAAUUCUGUA
Molecule: messenger RNA, 995 nt
Organism: Cornus florida
Lineage: Eukaryota; Viridiplantae; Streptophyta; Magnoliopsida; Cornales; Cornaceae
Product: COP9 signalosome complex subunit 8
Exons: 5
Coding region: 73-666 (197 amino acids)
Biological process (GO): COP9 signalosome assembly; protein deneddylation
Cellular component (GO): COP9 signalosome
Source: RefSeq, a predicted model, not a curated record